Carassius auratus (goldfish) is the source of this 2148-nucleotide messenger RNA. It is a transcript of the gene gucd1, whose product is annotated as guanylyl cyclase domain containing 1. The coding region runs from base 339 to 1019 and encodes 226 amino acids. Lineage: Eukaryota; Metazoa; Chordata; Actinopteri; Cypriniformes; Cyprinidae. The transcript is spliced from 6 exons. The record is from RefSeq and is a predicted model, not a curated record.
CUCGUCUUGCCAGCAGAGGGAGCAGUUCCGUCUAUUCUUAACACGCCGAAGAAAAGUGUGGUUUGGACUCGGGACUGACAGAGGAAGUGAAACAUUUCAUCCCUGGGAAUGACCACAAGCCGUAGGCGGAACAAGUCGAGUUUGUAACUGUUUCACCGCUUUUCAUUAACAGCUUUCAUUGAGCUGAAGAUGGACAGAUCUGAGCGUGUCUGAUGUGGACGACAAGAGGGCAACAGCUGUCCGGCUAACGUUAACCCCGCUAGCAGACAGUCUGCAUAAAUCAAGCCCUGUUCUUAAACAUCACUGAAACACAACAACAAAGACACACCGACUACAUCAUGAACGAUGAUGUGAUGUUAAAUGUACCGGUCAUCCGGCAGCUGUACCACUGGGAUUGUGGCUUGGCCUGUUCGAGAAUGGUACUAGAGUAUUUACAUCCGGUUAGUGAGGAGGAAUUUCAGAGAGCGUGUUUGGACUUGGAGAUCACCGAAAGCGUGUGGACUAUUGAUCUGGCUUAUCUCAUGGGUAAGCUGGGGGUCAGACAUUGCUUCUACACACAGACGCUCGGCGUGGACAAGGGCUUCAAGAAUCAGUCUUUCUACAAAAAACAUUUUGACACAGAGGAGGACAGGGUGAACGAACUAUUUCUGAGGGCUGAAAGCAAAGGAGUCCUGGUGAAAAAAUGCUCUGUUAAUAUUCAGGAGAUCCAGAGCCACCUGGAGCAGGGUCAUGUGGCCAUAGUGCUGGUCAACGCAGUCGUGUUGGUGUGUGAGCUGUGCUCCACGCCUGUUAAAUACUGCUGUUUCCUUCCUGUGGGUCAGAAGUGCUUUUGCAGGAAGCCAGAAUACCAGGGCCACUUUGUAGUGGUGUGUGGAUUUAACCGCAGAACCAGCAGCAUCUUCUACAACAAUCCCGCCUACUCAGACCGUGUGUGCUGCACCAGCUUUGGUAAUUUUGAGGAGGCCAGGAGAAGCUAUGGAACCGACGAGGACAUUCUGUUCAUCUACAAAGACGGUUGAGUCAUGACCGCUUCUGAAUGAACGCACGCACGUUCACAACCCCUUCUGCAUCCACUGUGGUUGGCUGGGUAGCAUUUUUGCCAACAGGGACCAGCGCUGCUGGCCAAUAGCAGAUAGUAUGUUUCACCUCUGACUAUGGUCUUCAAUAGAGCUAUAGCAUCGCACAAAACAUUACUAUUGUGCUACAUCGGCCACAGAAUGAAAUGUUCAUGAAAGGAAAGGGAGAUGCCAUGUAUAUGUAACUCAUUAUUGUGAUGUGGACUCAUAUUUUCAUCUAUAAGUCAUAUGAUUUCUAUAGUGUCUGCCACUGUAAGAGGAGGAGGAGGUGGAGUGUACAUAAUGUUUGUCAUUCAUGUAAAGAUAAAGAUUUUGUUUGUUCAGGGUAACCUUGCAAAAUCAUGAGGUUGUGUUGAUUUUUCUUGGAAGCCACUUAAGAAUACAGUGAGUUUUUAAUUAUUGUACAAGAGGGAAGCUGUUUUUAAAAACUCAGGUAAGAUUUGAUAAAUCCAGCAUGUUUUAUAUAUAUAUAUAUAUAUAUAUAUAUAUAUAUAUAUAUAUAUAUAUAUAAGGAAUGUUUCAUAGGUGCAAUAUGUGUGGAUCAAUUUCUCCAGGGGUUUCUUCAAGAAAAUCACCUCAUAAUCUCAUGUAGAGUAGCAAAAAAAGAGUUUGGCUGCUUUGUUGGCAACUGUGAACCUUGACCAUAAAGUACAUUUUAAACUCCCUCGUAGCACUAGUACAGUAUUAGACCUGUUUCUGUGUAAAUUACAAUAUUACGUUGUUAAAUUCUCAUGAUUACAUUGUGUUGGUAUAAUUCAUAGUAACUUUAAUUCCUCUGAGAGAGAACAGGUGUUGUACACCGUUUGAAAAGGUUUGUGACACAAUGGCUGACAAAUCAAAUGCUUGCACUAUGGUGUUCCACCAGCCAUAAUUAUGUUAUUUAAUCUUUGAUCAUUCAGGUUAAAUGGUAUUUUGUUGUUUUUUUCUUAGAUUUUUAAGACAUCAGGUGUCCGAUUACAUCAGCUUGUGCUUUUUUUUUUGAAAGACCAUAAGGAAUGUUGAUAUGGCAAGCUUUAUUUUUAUGAAAUAUAUAGUUGCAUUUCAGGAAUUAAUAAAAGUAUUUGUAUUUUAA